UUAACACAACAGCGAUUGUUGCCUGUAGAACAGUUUCCCAAACCCAGCUGUUAGUGAGAGUAGCUUGUAGUUGACAGGAUGUUAGUAAAUUCCUCAGCAAAUGUUCAUUUUUUAUAGGUAUCUAUUACACAGAGACCCUUUCAUCAAGACUUAAUUGGAGGGUUUUUAUACUGAAUGGAAAAUACUUGCUAUCUACAAUGCAGAAUCAUAUCUAAGGCUGUCCUGUACCUUUAUUCUGGCAAAUCCAUGUUGAAGAUAGAAGACAACACAAAUUCAAAAGGAAGAUUUUUUUGCAGCAUUUGGAUUCUGGAGCUCAAGAUGCCUUUUAUCACUGACUGUGCUGGAUAUGCAAUACCUACUCUAUAGAUGAACUUCUGAGGGAUUAUAGAAAUGAUAGUGAGCAUUUCAUUCUCAUUCAUUCUGUAAAUGCCCCAGUCCGUGGGUAUAAAAUCAAGACAUGUCCACUGUUUCCAUUGAACCUAUGGUGGGGCUGGCAGAGCCAGUUCCUAAUACUACUGACCCACCUCUGAAUACUUCAUCCCAGGAUUCAGCAGCAACCUACACCAUAGGCACUGUCCUCUCCUUCAUGUGUCUAGUUGGUGUGUCAGGUAACAUCUAUACCCUGGUGGUUAUGUGCCAUUCGAUGCGCUCAGCAGCUUCAAUGUACAUCUACAUCAUCAACCUUGCGCUGGCAGAUCUACUCUACCUGCUUACCAUCCCUUUCGUGGUGUGUACACACUUUCUGCAGGGGUGGUAUUUUGGGGAUGUAGGCUGCCGGAUCCUCAUAAGUAUGGAUUUCCUCACUAUGCAUGCAAGCAUCUUCACCUUGACGGUCAUGAGCACCGAGCGUUACUUUGCUGUGCUCAAGCCCUUUGACACAGUCAAACGUUCCAAGAGUUACCGCAAGGCUAUUGCAAUGCUUGUGUGGGUUGCCUCUCUUGUACUCACCCUACCAAUGAUAAUUGGAAUCGAGCUCAAGGCAGUAGGCAACAAACACAUGUGUCAGCCCACAUUGGAUGAACUCUCCUACAAGAUCUAUAUCUCCUUCCUGUUUUGCACCAGCAUAGUGGCUCCCGGGAUGAUUAUUGGCUACCUGUACAUUCGACUUGCUCGCACAUACUGGAUCUCCCAGACAGAGACCUUCAAGCAGACCAAGAAGCUCCCCAAUCAGAAGGUGCUCUAUCUAAUCUUCACCAUUGUCUUGCUCUUCUGGGCUUGCUUCCUUCCCUUCUGGAUCUGGCAGCUUCUGGGCCAGUUCUACCAAACCAUGAGACUUUCAACCAAAAUCAAGCGCAUCAUCAAUUAUCUGACCACCUGCCUGACAUAUAGCAACAGCUGCAUCAACCCUUUCCUUUACACAUUGCUCACCAAGAACUAUAAAGACUAUCUGCAUAAGCGUCAGAGGACCUGGACCACAGGUAGCUACUUCAGCCGGCGGAACCGCUUCCAGCGAUCCCCUCGCCGCUCCCUGUCCUCCAGCAGUCAACAGUGCACAGAAAAUUUUGUGUUAUCACAUACCUCACGCACCAACAACAGCAGUUUGUAAGGGACCAAGGAGAGACAGACUGCCAAACUCAGAAGUAAAGUUGCAUCCCAUGCUAAAAGAGGAAAAGUGGUGGACCCGAUUCAACGCUCAAUAGAUGACAUAUCACCGCGGCCUCAUAGAUUUCGGGUGCCUCAAAACAGCCAAGCAUGCUUAGGAAAGGAAAAGUAUUAUGAGUACUGUCUUUGCUCUGCCUCCAGUCUUUCACAGAAUUGUUACCUUUACAGUUGAUUUGUGCACCUGACCUCCUCGUUGAUGCUUGGCAGAAGUGUAAUACCUCAUUAAUCUGUAUCCACAUUUUACUCCAUGGUAUUUAUCUAGUAAUGAAUGAGCUAUCCACACAGAACCAAGCCCCUUUUCUGCAUGUUUUCAACCACUGAUAAAAGAACAAAAAACAAAAUGCAUGUUCUUCGUGAGUUUACAAAGAGCUUUUUUUAUCAUGUCAGUCAAAUGUAAAGUUUAAAGGUUUGUGUGCAAUGUAAGAUAUAUAAUUAAACAACACUCCCAAUCUGCCAUUAUCUUUUGGCUCUGUAGUGCAGCACAUUCUUUGCAUGUAAAACAUGCAGGCAGAGGGUUUCCUUGUGGUCUAAUGCUUCUUUUUUUUGAGAAUCUGAAAAGUAUUUCAGAUAUGCAGGAUUAUUAUGUGCUGCUCUCACAAUUUUCUACAUAUGGUCAAGGGCAACUAAUGUGCUUGUAUUUCAUUAUCUGUGUGACUGUCAAUGCAUCUUUCAUCUUAGAAUUACAAGUACCGGUAUUCUAGCAUUUCAUGAUGUGAAAAUCUGAUGACAUCAGUGACUGACCCAAUUACUAGCUGUUUUGAUAGUGUUUUUAUUCAAACAAAUUUCCUUUCUACUUUGCACCACUGUGUUACACUUGUGACGAGGCUUUAAUCCGUCAGCUGUUUUAGUAACUGUCUGUAAUAAUAUACAAAAGAUUAUCAGGAAAAGCACUCUAAUUAUAUCUAAGAUAUCAUUGUGGUUUGAUUAAACCGAAGGUUGCAAGCCUC
Alosa sapidissima (American shad) is the source of this 2549-nucleotide messenger RNA. It is a transcript of the gene uts2r1, whose product is annotated as urotensin-2 receptor. Gene Ontology annotation, biological process: regulation of blood pressure; neuropeptide signaling pathway; blood vessel diameter maintenance. Gene Ontology annotation, cellular component: membrane. Bases 458 to 1546 code for a protein of 362 amino acids. The transcript has 3 exons. Lineage: Eukaryota; Metazoa; Chordata; Actinopteri; Clupeiformes; Clupeidae. The record is from RefSeq and is a predicted model, not a curated record. Gene Ontology annotation, molecular function: urotensin II receptor activity.